AUGCCUCAGGAAAAUAUCAAGAAGGUUCGUCAGUCUUAUACCCUUAAAGAGAAAGCCAAUGUUGUUCGGUAUGCUCUUCGUGAAGGCAAUCUUAGGGCCGCUGCCAAGUUUGAUUUAGAUAAGACUCAAGUUGGUCGUUGGGUAACGAAGUUAAAGGGUAAACUUGAUGAGGUUGAUCAUAGCAAAUCCCGUCGUCUUGAAGGUGGUGGUAGAAAAAGUUUUUUUCCUGACGAAGAAGUGCAGCUUUAUAGGUGGAUAUCUGAAAUGCGUAGUGCAGCACUUGCUGUAACAUACAAUAGUCUCAAGUUUGAAAUGUUAAGAAUC
Messenger RNA from Racocetra persica, 324 nucleotides. The record is from the annotation of a GenBank genome assembly. Lineage: Eukaryota; Fungi; Glomeromycota; Glomeromycetes; Diversisporales; Gigasporaceae.